AUGGUGUCAUCCAAGGCUUUUUUGCUUGCGGCAUUGUCCGUUGCGUCUGUCACUGCCGUCGACAUCACCGUGAGUGCAACCGGAGGCAAUGCCACAAGUGGACACCAGUAUGGGUUCUUACAUGAGGACAUUAACAACUCCGGUGACGGUGGCAUUUAUGCCGAGCUCAUCCGAAAUCGUGCUUUCCAGUUCAGUCCACGGUAUCCCGUGUCAUUGGAUGCCUGGCAUCCCAUCAACGGAGCAGUGCUGUCCCUGAAGAAUCUCAGCACUCCCCUCUCUGCCGCUCUGCCUACGUCGAUGAACGUUGCGGCAGGGGACGCUACGGGGGAGAUUGGCUUUGAAAAUGACGGCUAUUGGGGCAUGGAUGUCAAGAAGCAGAAGUACACCGGCUCGUUCUGGGUCAAAGGCUCAUACGACGGCGUCUUCACUGCAUGGCUAAAGUCCAACCUGACUGACGAUGUCUUUGGAAAAGCUGAAAUAACCUCGAAAGCUGUUGCGGACGAGUGGGUGGAACAUGAGGUUGAGCUCAUCCCCGACAAGGAUGCCCCCAACAGCAAUAAUACCUUCGCUAUCACAUUUGAUUCAAAGGGAGCUGCCAGUGGAUCUCUGGAUUUCAACCUGAUCAGCCUUUUCCCACCAACUUACAAAGGCCGCGCCAACGGGCUGCGAAUUGACCUAGCCGAGGCUUUGGAGCAAAUGCACUCGACAUUCUUCCGCUUCCCAGGCGGUAACAUGCUUGAAGGUGAUACCAACAAGACCCGGUGGGACUGGAAGAACUCAAUUGGGCCGCUCAAGGACCGUCCUGGCUUUGAAGGUGUCUGGGGAUAUCAGCAGACCAAUGGGCUCGGCCUCUUGGAAUACCUGUACUGGGCAGAGGACAUGGGUAUGGAGAUGGUUCUGGCUGUAUGGGACGGUCUGUCUCUCAACGGAGACAUCACGCCCGAGGAUGAGCUGCAGCCUUUCAUCGACGAUGCAUUGGAUGAGAUCGAAUUUGUCCGAGGGCCUGCUGACUCAAAAUGGGGCUCGGUACGCGCCUCGCUGGGACAUCCCGAGCCUUUCAAGUUAGAGUAUGUUGAGAUCGGAAACGAGGACUGGCUUGAGGGCGGCGCGGAGGGUUGGGCUACGUAUCAGGAAUAUCGCUUGCCAUUGUUCAUGAAGGCUGUCAAUGAAGCGUACCCUGACAUCCAAGUGAUUGGAUCUGGCGCCUCAACAGACAACUACACGAUCCCUCCCGGCGCGAUUGGCGACUACCAUCCGUACCGUCAACCCAACCAGCUCGUGGAGGAGUUCAAUCGUUUUGACAAUGACGUCGGCCACAUCGUGGGUGAGGUAUCGGCGACACAUCCAAAUGGCGGCACCGACUGGGCUGGCCCGUUGAUGACAUUCCCCUGGUGGAUUGGCAGCGUCGGCGAGGCCGUCUCUCUCAUCGGCUACGAGCGAAACGCUGACCGCGUUCCCGGCGCAAUGUAUGCGCCUGUGAUGCGAAACAUGAACCGUUGGCAAUGGGCCGUCACGAUCCUCCAGCACGCAGCCGACCCGGCAAUGACCACGCGCUCGACCUCGUGGUACGUCUGGGAACUCCUCGCCGCGCAUCCGAUGACGCACACGCUGCCGGAGACCGGCGACUUCGGCCCCCUGUAUUACGUCUCGGGCAAGAACGAGGACAAGGAGUCGUAUAUCUGGAAGGGUGCCGUAUACAACACGACAAACCACGCCGACGUGCCUGUGUCCGUGACCUUUGACGGCGUCGCCGCCGGCACGAAGGCCGCUCUGCGCGUGCUAGUCGGCAAUGGUGAUCCGUAUGCGUACAAUGACCCGCACACGGGCGUCAACAUCGUCACGAGCACCACGUACUUCUUGACGGCAGGCGACGACGGCGCGUUCACGUUCAGUUUGCCAGAGCUGAGUGUCGCGGUGCUGGACACGGAUUACAAGUCGGCGUGUAAGACGAAGAAGCGAGCAGUGGACAUGAAAUGGUGA
Phaeoacremonium minimum UCRPA7 is the source of this 1980-nucleotide messenger RNA. Its product is annotated as putative alpha-n-arabinofuranosidase a protein. Bases 1 to 1980 code for a protein of 659 amino acids. Gene Ontology annotation, molecular function: alpha-L-arabinofuranosidase activity. Gene Ontology annotation, biological process: L-arabinose metabolic process. NCBI's taxonomy places the organism in Eukaryota, Fungi, Ascomycota, Sordariomycetes, Togniniales, Togniniaceae. The transcript is spliced from 3 exons. The record is from RefSeq and is a predicted model, not a curated record.